GCCAUUGCGUGCGGCCUCCUCCUGUUCCCGCUCUGGCCACCUGUCACUGUCCAUCUGUCUGUCUCCCCCGUCACGGCCAGCCUCCCCCGACUCCAGCCAGUCCACGGGUCCUGCUCGGCGGCUCGGGGGCCCCCACCUGAAGUGUCCUGCUGUGUCUGGGGGUGUCUCCAUGGCGGCCAGGGCCUUGGAGGAGCUGGACACAGGCCUGGGAAGCCUGCAAGCAGCAGUGGUAUCCCGGAGGGCAGAUGCCGGCAGCUGGCCCCUGGACUUGGCAGCUGAGGGCAGCCUCGCAGGAGGUGAGGAUGUGGGGCCCAAGAAGCCGCCGAUGGAGCCUGCGUCGCAAACGGACCCAGGGCUUGGGAAGGAGAAGCUGAGAGCAGCGCCCCGGAGCCCCGCGCGCAGGAAGACGCAGCCCGCCCCGCCCGCGCAGCCCCCGCCGCUGCCGCCGCCUCCGCCGCCGCCCAGGGAAGAGCCGCUCUGGGGUGCUCUAUCGCUCAACAAGUGUUUGGUGGUCGCCUCGCUCGUGGCGCUCCUGGGCUCGGGGUUCCAGCUGUGCCGCGACGCUGUGAUAAGGGUGGCCAACGCCCCAGCGCCCGGGGUCCCCCCGAGCUCGGCCCCCAAGGAGCCAGAAGUGCCGGCAGCUGCGCCCGUGCUGCAGGAGACGAGAUCCUCCCUCCCGCCACCGCCGGCACCCGCGGCCGGGACAGAGGAGCGGGAGGACGCUGCGGGGAGCGAGGAGGCUGCGGAGAAGGAAGAGGAGGACAUCGCGGAGCCCGCGGGGGAGGAGGACCCCGCGCCCCUUUUAGCUCCGGAGCCCAAGAAGGAGAAGCGCAGGAAGGAGCAGGCGCCCCGGAGGGAGAGGCCGCGGCAGGAGAGGCCGCGGCGAGACUCCGGGCUGCGGAAAGAGAAGCCCCGGGCCGCCAGGGAGCCUCGGAGGGCGCGAGAGCCGGAACCCUGGCCGCGGGCACGCGCCUCGGGGGACCCGGAGCCCAGGAAGCGGCCGGCCUGGGCCUCGCGGCACCAUUCGGACGAAGAGGAGGACCGGCGUUUGGGCCGGAAGCACCGUGUGGGCAAAGGGCGGGACUGAGCCUGGACUGGAGGGA
Sorex araneus (European shrew) is the source of this 1103-nucleotide messenger RNA. It is a transcript of the gene JSRP1, whose product is annotated as junctional sarcoplasmic reticulum protein 1. The record is from RefSeq and is a predicted model, not a curated record. Lineage: Eukaryota; Metazoa; Chordata; Mammalia; Eulipotyphla; Soricidae. Gene Ontology annotation, biological process: regulation of ryanodine-sensitive calcium-release channel activity; skeletal muscle contraction. The transcript is spliced from 7 exons. Gene Ontology annotation, cellular component: sarcoplasmic reticulum. The coding region runs from base 170 to 1087 and encodes 305 amino acids.